UCGGGGGGUGGGGGGGGAAAGAUGGCGGAACUGAUGCUCAUCAGCGAGAUCGCGGACCCGACGCAUUUCUUCACCAACAAUAUUCUGAGCCCGGAGGACUGGGACAGCCCCUUGUACAAUGCCUUGGAUGAAGAGGCCGAGGCGCAGACAGAGCUUUUCCGCUGCGUGGAGCAGGAUGUCCCGUUCGACAGCGGCUCCCUGGAUGUGGGGAUGGAUAUCAGUCCCCCUGAACCUCCGUGGGACUCCCUGCCUAUCUUCCCAGAUCUUCAGGUGAAGUCUGAGCCAUCUUCCCCCUGUUCUUCCUCCUCUCUCAGCUCAGAAUCAUCACAUCUCUCCACAGAGCCCUCCAGCCAGGUGCCUAGAGUACAGGAGGUACUGCAUGUGAAGACAGAGUCCUUAGCACCUCCACUCUGCCUCCUGGGAGAUGACCCAGCAUCACCAUUUGAAACUGUCCAGAUCACUGUGGGCUCUGCCUCUGAUGAUCCUUCAGAUAUCCAGACCAAGGUAGAGCCUGUCUCUCCAUCUUCCUCUGUCAACUCUGAGGCCUCCCUGCCCUCAGCAGACUCCCCUAGCCAGGCUUUCACAGGAGAGGAGGUGCUGGAAGUGAAGACAGAGUCCCCGUCCCCUCCAGGGUGCCUCCUGUGGGAUGUCCCGGCCCCAUCACUUGGAGCGGUCCAGAUUAGCAUGGGUCCAUCCCCUGAUAGUUCCUCAGGCAAAGCUCCACCCACCCGGAAGCCACCACUGCAGCCCAAACCUGUGGUGCUAACCACUGUCCAGAUGCCACCUAGAGCUGUGCCUCCCAGCACCACCGUCCUCCUGCAGCCCCUCGUCCAGCAGCCUGCAGUGUCCCCAGUUGUCCUUAUCCAAGGUGCUAUUCGAGUCCAGCCUGAAGGGCCAGCACCCACGAUUCCACGGCCUGAGAGGAAGAGCAUCGUCCCAGCUCCUAUGCCUGGGAACUCCUGCCCACCGGAAGUGGAUGCAAAACUGUUGAAGCGGCAGCAGAGAAUGAUCAAGAACCGAGAGUCAGCCUGUCAGUCCCGGAGAAAGAAGAAAGAAUACCUGCAGGGGCUGGAGGCGCGUCUGCAGGCAGUGCUGGCCGAUAACCAGCAGCUGCGCAGGGAGAAUGCUGCCCUCCGGCGGCGGCUGGAAGUACUGCUGGCCGAGAACAGCGAGCUCAAGUUAGGGUCUGGAAACAGGAAGGUGGUCUGCAUCAUGGUCUUCCUUCUCUUCAUUGCCUUCAACUUUGGACCUGUCAGCAUCAGCGAGCCUCCUGCAGCUCCCAUCUCUCCUCGGAUGAGCAGGGAGGAGCCUCGACCCCAGAGACACUUGCUGGAGUUCUCCGAACAAGAGCCAGUUCAUGGAGUUGAACCCCUCCACAGGUCCUUCCAGGCCCCUGAGGAGCUGCAGCCUAGCCCUGUAGGUCAGCAGCCCAGUUUCAGGAACCUGACAGCCUUCCCUGGAGGGGCCAAGGAGCUCCUCCUGAGAGACCUGGACCAGCUCUUCCUCUCCUCUGACUGCCGGCACUUCAACCGAACUGAGUCCCUCAGGCUUGCUGAUGAACUGAGUGGCUGGGUCCAGCGUCACCAGAGAGGCCGGCGGAAGAUACCUCAGAAGGCACAGGAGAGACAGAAGUCUCAGCUUCGGAAGAAGUUGCCUCCAGUUAAGGCAGUCCCUACUCAACCCCCGGGACCCCCAGAGAGGGGUUCUGUGGGCCAGCUGCAGCUGUAUCGCCAUCCAGACCGUUCCCAGCCAGAGUUCUUGGAUGCCAUUGACCGACGUGAAGACACAUUUUAUGUAGUCUCCUUCCAAAGGGAUCACCUGCUGCUCCCAGCCAUUAGUCACAACAAGACCUCCAGGCCCAAGAUGUCCCUGGUGAUGCCGGCCAUGGCCCCCAAUGAGACCCUGUCAGGCCGGGGGGCCCCGGGGGACUAUGAGGAGAUGAUGCAGAUCGAGUGUGAGGUCAUGGACACCAGGGUGAUUCACAUCAAGACCUCCACGGUGCCCCCCUCGCUCCGAAAACAGCCCUCCCCAAGCCCCGGCAAUGCCACAGGUGGCCCCUUGCCAGCCAGUCCGGCCCACCAGGCCUCCCCACAAGCCCUCUACCUCAAUCAUCCCUGACCUCUGCAGCUCACACUGAAUUAGACCUGGGGGUGGGGGGGUGCAAAGGGACCUACUGGGACAGUUUCAACUUUCCCUGAUCCCUCGGCCGGGGUAAAGGAAAGACAGGGUGUGGGGUUAGGCACUUAACUUGGGGGUAGGGUGAUUUACCCCUGUCCUCGCCCCUUUUCACAAUAUAGGGCUCAUCUCAUGCCUAUGAACCCCCAAGUCCUGCCUCCUCCUCUGAGGGUUACUGAGCAAACUUUACUUUGGGGGUGGGUGGGCUCCUGUAUACUCCUUAUUCUUUAGUUUCUCUGGGAGUAAAGAUGAGCAUUUAGUCCCCAGGUGGGACAAGGGGGGGGACAAGUUUUUACAUUUUGGAGCUGGUUAGCAGGAGUACAGGAGGGUGGUGGAGGGAGAUCAGUUUACGUGUGUGUGUUAUCUUCUUCUUUUUUUAAUUAUGAAAUAAACAACUUGGAGGGAGUUAAAGGCA
Molecule: messenger RNA, 2590 nt
Organism: Dipodomys spectabilis (banner-tailed kangaroo rat)
Lineage: Eukaryota; Metazoa; Chordata; Mammalia; Rodentia; Heteromyidae
Gene: Atf6b
Product: activating transcription factor 6 beta
Biological process (GO): regulation of transcription by RNA polymerase II; endoplasmic reticulum unfolded protein response
Cellular component (GO): nucleus
Molecular function (GO): RNA polymerase II cis-regulatory region sequence-specific DNA binding; DNA-binding transcription factor activity, RNA polymerase II-specific
Source: RefSeq, a predicted model, not a curated record